Racocetra persica is the source of this 150-nucleotide messenger RNA. The record is from the annotation of a GenBank genome assembly. NCBI's taxonomy places the organism in Eukaryota, Fungi, Glomeromycota, Glomeromycetes, Diversisporales, Gigasporaceae.
GAUUCAGGUCGACUUUAUUUCUAUGACAAUGGUGAUUUUCGUUAUAUCUGUCACAUACGUGAUUAUUUUACUCGGUAUUCUUGGGCCCGGGUAUUAACAAGCAAGCGACCAAUUAAGUGCUAUUUAAUUAACCCUAGCUACGCAAUAUAG